Molecule: messenger RNA, 1651 nt
Organism: Glycine soja
Lineage: Eukaryota; Viridiplantae; Streptophyta; Magnoliopsida; Fabales; Fabaceae
Product: serine/threonine-protein phosphatase PP1
Exons: 4
Coding region: 339-1304 (321 amino acids)
Cellular component (GO): nucleus; cytoplasm
Molecular function (GO): protein serine/threonine phosphatase activity
Source: RefSeq, a predicted model, not a curated record
GAAUGAAAAAUGGUGUAUAAUUUGUCCUUGUCAGCAACUAGGGUAGGGUUCUUACUAAUGGCCAUUCCCUCCGCCAAACCCAAAGAGUAGAAGAAACCUACAAAAGGAAUCCUCUAUAAACAACUCCGUUUGUCACUCGUGUCUUGCGAGCGGGAAACGGCGGCUUUAGCAAUCACUCCCUCGUCGUUUUCCCCCGUUUUCUCUCCCUUUUCCCCGUUUUGCGUUUUGGAUUCAUUUCUCUCUAUCUUCUGCUGCUUUAUCUUAAAUAACCGCUCUCUCUCUCUCUCUCUCUCUCUGAGACUGAGAAUCCGAUCCUUCGUUUCUGAAAUUUUCCCGAGAUGGACGAGAACGUGCUCGACGAUAUUAUCCGGAGGCUCCUCGCGGCGAAGAACGGUAGAACGACGAAGCAGGUGCUGCUUACCGAGGCGGAAAUUCGUCAACUCUGUGUUUCCUCCAAAGAGAUCUUUCUCAGCCAACCUAAUCUUCUCGAACUCGAGGCUCCUAUUAAGAUUUGUGGAGAUGUUCAUGGCCAAUACUCAGAUCUUUUAAGGCUGUUCGAAUAUGGGGGAUACCCGCCUGAAGCAAAUUAUUUAUUUCUCGGAGAUUAUGUUGAUCGUGGUAAGCAGAGCAUAGAGACAAUAUGCUUACUCCUCGCAUACAAGAUCAAAUACAAGGAGAAUUUCUUUCUUCUCAGGGGCAACCAUGAGUGUGCAUCCAUCAAUCGUAUAUAUGGUUUCUAUGAUGAGUGUAAGAGGAGGUUUAAUAUUCGCCUCUGGAAGACAUUUACUGAUUGUUUUAAUUGCCUACCUGUUGCUGCUCUGGUAGAUGAGAAGAUCCUUUGCAUGCAUGGCGGACUAUCGCCUGAUCUUAAGCACUUGGAUCAGAUUCGGAGUAUUGCUCGUCCUAUUGAUGUGCCAGAUCAUGGCCUUCUCUGUGACCUUCUAUGGGCUGAUCCCGAUAAAGAUCUAGAUGGGUGGGGAGAAAAUGACCGAGGUGUGUCAUUUACAUUUGGGGCUGAUAAGGUUGCUGAGUUUCUUGAACAUCAUGAUCUCGAUCUGAUUUGCCGAGCUCACCAGGUUGUAGAGGAUGGAUACGAGUUUUUUGCCAAGCGUCAGCUAGUGACUAUAUUCUCCGCACCAAACUACUGUGGUGAAUUUGAUAAUGCUGGUGCUAUGAUGAGUGUGGAUGACACCUUGACAUGCUCUUUCCAAAUACUUAAAUCUUCUGAAAAGAAAGGGAAAUGUGGAUUUGGCAACAACACAUCAAGACCAGGAACUCCACCACAUAAGGGUGGGAAGAAUUAACAUUCCCGAGCUAUACAAGGUCAGUGAGCUGAAUGGAGGCAUUCAUUAUUUGUAUUAGGUCAAAGGCUUAUCGUUCUGCUGCCUGGCAUUCACAACAUAUAAAGCAUGACGCCUUCCCUCCUUGGCAACGAAACUAAAGACUGGCAAGGAACAAGGCACUUCGUUGUGCGACUUCGAUUGACCCUUUCCCUUUCUUUCUCCCUUUCUCCUUUCUGAUAGUUUUUUUUUUUUUUUUUUUAAUGUACAAUGCAAAUUCAAACUUCCAUAUGGAGGAAUCCUGAAUAUCUUAUUUUGUCGCCAGAAUUUUAAUUUAGAUUAAAUUCAAAAUUUCGACCCUUUCGUUUUUC